AUGAGAUUCCCCGCUCUUAUAUCAGGAUGCACCAUAGAUUGGUUCCAACCGUGGCCUAAAGCAGCUUUAGUACAAGUUGCUGACCAUUUUCUAUCAGAAUUUGAGAUCGAAUGUACUAAAGAGGUUAAGAAAGAACUUGUUACUGUAUUGGGUACAAUACAAGAUGUCGUUUCCGGAGUAUCGACGGAAUAUUUUCAAAGAUUUCGCAGAUCUUCCCAUGUAACUCCCAAGUCUUACCUUAAUUUUAUAGGAGGUUACAAAACAAUUUAUCAAAUGAAACAAAAAGAGCUUGGUGAUGGAGCUUUGCGAAUGGAUACGGGUCUAGAAAAACUCCGUGAAGCCUCUAUUUCUGUAGAGGUACUGAAAAAAGAUCUAGCGGUAAUGGAGCAAGAUUUAGCUCUUGCAUCAGAAAAGGCUGAUCGUGUACUAACAGAAGUAACAGAAAGAGCAAUGCAGGCGGAAAUAGUAAAAAAUCAAGUACAAAUAGUUAAAGAAAAAGCGGAAGCGUUAGUGGCAUACAUAGCAGAAGAGAAAGAAAAGGCUGAAAUAAAGCUAGAAGCUGCAAAGCCAGCGCUUGAAGAAGCUGAAGCCGCUUUAAAUACUAUAAAACCAGCUCAUAUAGCGACCGUAAGAAAAUUAGGAAGACCACCACAUCUAAUUAUGAGGAUAAUGGACUGUGUAUUGAUCCUAUUCCAAAGAAGACUACAUCCACUUAUUCCUGACACAGCCGCACCGUGUCCAAAGCCAUCAUGGGCAGAAUCAUUGAAGAUGAUGGCUAGCACAACAUUCCUGUUACAACUACAGAACUACCCAAAAGAUAUAAUCAACAAUGAAAUGGUAGAGCAUUUAUAUCCAUACUUUGAAAUGGAAGACUAUAAUAUGGACACGGCCAAACGUGUCUGUGGUGACGUAGCUGGGCUUUUAUCAUGGACCAAAGCCAUGGCAUUUUUCCAUAGCGUAAACAAAGAGGUGCUUCCACUCAAAGCCAAUCUACUGUUGCAAGAAGCCAGAUUAAAGGUGGCUAUGGAAGAUUUAGCAUCAGCAGAAAGACAAUUAGAAGAACGUGAAAUGUCUUUACGUAAAGUAAAAGAACAGUAUGAGUCUGCUGUGUCAGAAAAACAACAGUUAACGGAUGCCGCCAAUGUUUGCUUGAGAAAAAUGACCGCUGCCACGGCAUUGAUUAAUGGUCUUGGAGGAGAGAAAAUUAGAUGGACACAGCAAAGUAAAGACUUUAAGGAACAGUUGGGCAGACUCGUAGGCGACGUUGUAUUAGCUACUGGAUUCUUAUCUUACUGUGGACCAUAUAAUCAAGAGUUCCGGAAUAGCCUUCUUGACACUUGGAUGGGAAUACUGAAAAAGAAGGAAAUACCCGUUACUGACAGUCUAAACAUAACCAACAUGUUAGUUGAAAAUGCAACAAUAUCAGAAUGGACAUUGCAAGGUCUACCUAAUGAUGACUUAUCCGUACAAAAUGCCCUGAUUGUAACUAAAUCGAGUUCUUAUCCAUUACUAGUGGAUCCACAAAGUCAAGGCAAGAAUUGGAUCAAAAAUAAAGAAAGCACGAAUGAAUUACAAAUAACAUCUUUAAAUCACAAAUAUUUUAGAACACAUUUAGAGGAUAGUCUUUCUCUGGGUAGACCGUUGUUGAUCGAAGAUGUUGGUGUAGAAUUAGAUCCAGUUAUAGAUAAUGUUUUGGAGAAAAAUUUUAUAAAAUCAGGCUCUAUAGAAAAAGUAAUGGUAGGGGACAAAGAAUGCGACGUUAUGCCAGGUUUUAUGUUAUACAUUACGACAAAAUUACCUAACCCAGCUUAUUCUCCUGAAAUAAGUGCAAAGACUUCGAUCAUAGAUUUUACUGUAACUAUGCAAGGAUUAGAAGAUCAAUUACUCGGUCGUGUUAUUUUGAUGGAAAAAUCAGAUUUGGAAGAAGAACGUGUAGCACUGUUUGAAUCUGUUAUGAAAAAUCAAAGGAGCAUGAAAGAAUUAGAGAGUAACUUACUGUGUCGCCUUACAUCAUCUGAAGGAUCGUUGGUGGACGACGAAGCAUUAAUUCAAGUCCUUCAGAUAACUAAAACAACGGCAGAAGAAGUUAACGAAAAACUCAAAGUAGCUGAAGUAACCGAGAAGAAAAUUAUCAAAGCUAGAGAAGAAUUCAGAGCGGUGGCAGGAAGGGGUUCUAUACUUUACUUCUUGAUUGUCGAGAUGAGUAACGUAAAUAUUAUGUAUCAAAACUCAUUGAAACAGUUUUUAAACAUAUUUGAUAGUUCUAUUACGAAAUCUACCAAAAGUAAUGUAACUGAAGAGAGAAUAGACAUUAUCCUAAAAUACUUGACACGCGAAGUUUGGGCGUUUACAUUACGAAGUUUAUAUGAGAGGCAUAAAGCCUUGUUUACUCUUAUGUUGGCAAUGAAGAUUGACUGUCAUAGAGGCUUAAUAUCACAUGAUGAAUUUAUGGCGUUCGUAAAAGGUGGUGCAUCUUUAGACUUAAAUGCCGUCACUCCAAAGCCAUUCCGUUGGAUUUUGGAUAUCACGUGGUUAAAUCUGGUUGAAAUUAGCAAGUUACAAAUAUUCAACGAUGUAUUACAAAGAAUAUCGUCAAAUGAAAAAGAGUGGCGCGUGUGGUAUGAGAAGGCCAAACCGGAAGAAGAGACGAUUCCUAAUGGCUACCAUGACAGCUUGGACGUGUUCCGCAAACUGUUACUCAUCCGUUCAUGGAGUCCAGACCGCACACUUUCACAGGCCAGAAAGUACAUUGUUGACUCUUUGGGGCCCGAGUACGGAGAGGGAUGUAUAUUGAAUUUAGAAACGACGUGGGAAGAGUCAGAACCCCGCACUCCACUUAUCUGCAUUUUAUCAAUUGGUUCAGAUCCAUCGGCUCAAAUCGCAACUCUUGCUAAAGCAAAGGAAAUAGUUUUAAAAGCCGUCUCCAUGGGUCAAGGUCAAGAAGUAGUUGCUCGCAAAAUGAUCUCGGAUUCUAUGAACGAAGGCGGUUGGGUCCUUCUGCAAAACAUUCAUCUGUCUCUUCCAUUCUGUGUAGAAGCGAUGGAUGCUCUCAUAGAAACAGAACAUAUACAAGAAUCCUUCCGUCUAUGGCUAACUACUGAAGUUCACACAGAUUUUCCAAUUGGCCUUCUUCAAAUGGCUAUUAAAUUCACAAAUGAACCACCCCAAGGAAUCCGAGCUAGCAUGAAAAGAACAUACCAAAACAUAACGCAAGACACUUUAGAUUACUCUUCAUUAACACAAUGGCCACCGCUAUUAUACGCCGUUGCAUUUUUACAUACUAUAGUUCAAGAGCGAAGGAAAUUCGGACCUUUAGGUUGGAAUAUACCGUAUGAGUUCAAUCAAGCUGAUUAUGCAGCCAGCGUUCAAUUUAUACAAAAUCAUCUUGAUGAAAUAGAUCCAAAGAAAGGCAUAUCUUGGCCAACUGUUUGCUAUAUGCUCGGGGAAGUCCAAUAUGGCGGUCGAGUGACAGACGAUUUUGAUAAACGUCUUCUGACAACUUUCACCAACGUGUGGUUCUGCGACGUUUUACUCAGGCCAGGAUUCGAGUUUUACAAAGGAUACAAAGUGCCGCAAACCAGGAAUUUGCAAGGAUAUGUAGACUAUAUCAAUCAACUGCCUUUGACGGAUACGCCAGAAGUGUUUGGCUUACACGGUAACGCUGAUAUAACAUAUCAGAUUAAUAGUGCAAAAGAUAUCUUAGAUACAAUAUUGAAUGUACAACCCAAGGAAGGAGGAAGUCAAGGCGGAGAAACGAGAGAAAGUAUUGUGUACCGCUUGGCUGAAGACAUGUUGGAGAAAUUGCCUAAACAGUAUAUAAGUUUUGAAGUAAAAGAAGCUCUACAAAAGAUGGGGGCAUUUUUACCAAUGAACAUUUUUCUGAGGCAAGAAAUUGAUAGGAUACAGAAGGUAAUAAAAACAGUCAGCUCAACUCUCUGCGAUUUAAAGUUGGCAAUUGACGGUACAAUAGUCAUGAGCCAAGGUUUGCGAGAAUCUCUUGAUGCUAUGUAUGAUGCUCGAAUUCCUCAAAAAUGGUUAAAAGUCUCAUGGGAGUCAGCCACACUCGGUUUUUGGUAUACUGAGCUCCUAGAGCGCGAGCAACAAUAUAGAGUGUGGCUAAAAAACGGUCGGCCUACCACGUUUUGGAUGACUGGAUUCUUCAAUCCGCAGGGCUUCCUUACUGCUAUGAGACAGGAAGUUACCCGCAGCCACAAAGGUUGGGCUUUAGACUCUGUGGUCUUGCAGAACCAUAUAACCAAAUUCAAUCGUGAGGACGUCCACGAGGGACCAGCUGAGGGUGUUUACGUUUACGGCCUGUUCUUAGAAGGUGCUUCCCUUGACAGAAAAUCUGGCAAAUUAAUUGAAUCAAAGCCGAAAGUUCUGUAUGAGCAAAUGCCAGUAAUCUACAUCUUUGCUAUAAAUACCACCGCUGGGAAAGACCCGCGUCUAUACGAGUGCCCCAUAUACAGGAAGCCGCAGAGGACAGAUGCGAAGUACGUGGGUUCCAUAGACUUUGAAACUGACAGCAACCCACGACAUUGGACCUUAAGAGGUGUUGCACUUCUCUGUGAUAUCAAAUAGAAACAUUGAUAUCACCCUUGGAACCAAAAUCACAUAUGGGAUUUAUAAUAAAGUUAUUUUCAGAUGAUUUA
Molecule: messenger RNA, 4652 nt
Organism: Diatraea saccharalis (sugarcane borer)
Lineage: Eukaryota; Metazoa; Arthropoda; Insecta; Lepidoptera; Crambidae
Source: the annotation of a GenBank genome assembly